Sphaeramia orbicularis (orbiculate cardinalfish) is the source of this 1331-nucleotide messenger RNA. RefSeq names its product coiled-coil domain containing 33 (gene ccdc33). The record is from RefSeq and is a predicted model, not a curated record. NCBI's taxonomy places the organism in Eukaryota, Metazoa, Chordata, Actinopteri, Kurtiformes, Apogonidae. The transcript has 12 exons. Bases 1 to 1329 code for a protein of 442 amino acids. Gene Ontology annotation, cellular component: peroxisome.
AUGGCUCCUUCACCUGGAGCUCUACAGGAGGCUGCUGUCAGAAACAGAGCAGAAGGGGAAGAAGGUGGAGAAGCUCCCCCUAAGGAUCUCCUUUUGACUGAUGAAGGCCUUCAAAAAGACAAGCCCUGCAGCGAGUAUAAAGGUAGGCUGUUUGACACUGUGGAGGAAUGUGUGUUGGAGGACAGUCUGGCUGAAGAGGUUCUACAGGCUGAACUCAAGCACACUGAGUAUGAAGAGCAUGAGAAGGAUGGAUACAAUCUCCCAUCCCAUGAUGCCCUGGCGCAGAUCCUACCACAUUACCUUAUGGGAGAGAAGAGUGUCACUCAACAGGAACCAGCUGAGAGGGCUGGAGCGUCGCAGGCCAGCAAACGAAACAUAAACAACACAUAUCAAGUGCAUCAACCACACAAACGACCCCCUCUGCAUGACUUUAAGGAUGAUCCCCACAUGGCACAGAUCUCCGACCUUCAAACUAAGGAGGUGAAAAACUAUCGUUCAGCCAUGAGCAGGAUGGCAGAAGACAUCAUAGCCCUGAGGACGCAGGUAGUCGCACUGGAGUCAGAAAACAGCCAGCUCCGCAGUGACCUGUCCCUGCACCAGGACCUCGGCCGAAAUCUGCUGGAUGACACAGACAUUGAUGUCAUGACCAAGGCUGAGAUUGCUGAUCGUAUAGCCUCACUGAAAUUCAAGCUGGCCAGUGAGACCAGUAAGGCUGCCUCGCAAAGGGACAGGAUCCACCAGCUGCAAAAUGAGCUCAUCAGGAAGAAUGACAGUGAGAAAGAGCUACUAAAACUUAAACGAAUUCACCAGCAGCAGCAAAGGGAUCUGCAGCGUCAUCAGAUUCACACGGAAAAACUGGAAAUAUUGGAAAACACAAUGAAACAGCAGGAAAAGGUCAUUGUGAAGAUGGAGAAAGCAUUAGAUGGGAAACUGAGAGCAAACAAUAAACAGAAUGGUGACAGAACCUUGGCAGCGAAAAAACAGAAAGGUGAUGCUGACCACAGAAAGGAAGAGAUAGAGUCCGCCCUGGUGGCAGAAAACUCUCGUCUAAGAGAGGAGUUGGACAGGAUUCGCCAGCAGCCUGCCCCUGUCAUUAUAGAGCAUUUCACACAGAAAGGAAAUACAACACCAGUCAGUGAGAGACUAAGUUUAUUGAACAAGCUGCAGAAAGCUGAGGCGAGAGUCCACAUACUGGAGACACAGCUGGAAGAAAACGCUAAAUUAUGGGGUAAGCACAAGCAGGAAAUGUUGACCAAACUCAGCGAGCACAGGCAUGGCUUUGUUCGAAAAUCCUCCUCAAUCCUUUAUAAUGUUCCUACGGUCAGUUAAAA